ACUAAUUAUCGUAAAAUAAACAUACUAAAUUAACUAAAUUAAAUGACAUUGUUAAUGAAUCAAUAUUUUAAAGAGAAACAUACAUAUUCAAUUGUUUGAAAUUAAUAAAAUUCCAUUUGUACACAUAAAUUUUAAAUCGUAAGGAUUGUUUGGUAAAUUAUUUAAUCGUUUUGGUUGUUUUAAAUCAUUUAAUCGAAUACAAAGCAACACUCGUUAGACUCUUAGAAGAGGUAUACAUCUUCUUAGAAACGCAGUCUUGUUGACAGAAAAAGGGGGGAUCCGAGGAUCUCUUAAUACCCGAUUUUCCCAGGAAAUGGGAGGAUAUGAUAAUCGCUUAAAACCCCAUUUCCUUAGACGUGCAUCUCUUUAUAAAGAGUCGAAGUAAGUGGCGCAAUGUAUCAGAUUAAAUUAUUGAAAACAACCAACACGAUUAAAAUUCAACAUAAAUUUAUUUUAUAUUUCACUAAAUACAUAAACAAAAUAAAAGAAGGACAAAUGGUAAAGAAUUGUAUGUACCGGAUGAGCGUUCCAAACAUCCCUUGACCGAUGGUUGGGUUGGUCGUACAAGUCAAUUGGAUCCAACGGUCCUUGCUCGAGAUAAUACCGUUGGUUGUAAAUAUCGACGUCCUCCGCAGCCUACGAGAAAAUAACAACGAGGUUAGUAAAUAGAUUAAUUAAAAAGCAAGACAAAAAUUAAACCCGAAUAAUGAGUACGUACCGCUUGAAAUUCAUCAACAAAAACUCCUUCUCCUUGCCACCAAUCGGCCAUUUUUUCGGCGCAAUUCGGACAGAGCUUCGGCUCGGCUCGGCGGGUUUUGAGGAAAAAACCUAAGAAAUGUUUUCUAAUGGCAGAUCGGACUUUGCCGCAACCAAUAGACCACUAUUUCCUAGGCUUUUGGGAGGGGGAGGGUUUAGAGAGAUAAAACUUAGAGAGAGAAGGAAGAAUAGGUUGAAGGUGUGAAGAAAAAUGAGAGGGGGAGGGGGGCUAUAUAUAGUUUUCAGAUCGCAAGCUCCAGGGGCGAGUUAGGAAUUUUGCCCCGGGCGGAUCGCAUUCUCCCAAUGCGUUUUCCGCUUCCCCAGGCGCAGAUCGCAUUCUCCCAAUGCGCUUUGACUGACACCGGCGCGGAUCGCAUUACCCGCGUGCGAUCUGGGAUCCAAGGCGCGGAUCGCUCCGCUGGCGUGCGCUUAGCCGUUGGAUCGGCUGUCAAUCGGAUGAUCUGGUGGAUCGCAACGCGUCCUCCCCAAAUCGCAUCAGUCUGGUGCGUUUUAUAUUGUGGAUUGCACCCCUCUGAUGCGUUUUACGUGUAGAUCGCAUCUGUAAGGUGCGGUUUACAUUUAAAACGCAUCUUAGGGGUGCGUUCCAAAAAAUAAGGUGCUAUUAGUGGAAUUUCUUUUACAUAGGUGCUAUUUUUGUAAUUUUUUUUUUAAAGGUGCUAUUAUUGGAAAAAUCCCGGUAAUCAAUGAUUGAACCUAAAAAGAAUCUUUUUAGGUUCAAUCAUUGAUUUGUUAUUUAAUCCAACCGCUAAUUCGCCAACUCUGUCCUUGGAUGUCGGUCAGCAUUAAUGGCGGCAGAGUCAACGAACUGGAAGCAGGAGGCCGGGCGAUCGUAAGGAAGAGAGGGUGCACGAAAGACGAUUUCCUCCCCGAGGAGUCGUUCCAGAGCUGGGCCAACUACAGUCGGGCCCUCCGGGAGACGCCGAAGCGGUUCGUGAACCGGGUCCUGGCCCGGUCCAUGGACUCGACGGAGCUCCACGAGGUGAAGGCCCGGAGCGAGCACGAGAUGAAGAAGACUCUUAACUGGUGGGAUCCUUAUGUGGUUCGGUAUCGGCUCCGUCGUCGGCGCCGGCAUCUUCGUCCUUACCGGCCUUGAAGCUCGCGACCACUCUGGCCCCGCGGUGCUGCUUUCCUACGUGGUCUCCGCCAUGCUCUCCGUCUUCUGCUACACCGAGUUCGCUGUCGAAAUCCCCGUGGCAGGUUAGCAUGCUUACAAAGAUUAAACCAAAAUCUAUUACUAGCUAGAUAAAAAAGAAGUCAUGUUUUACAAUUCUUUACUGCUUUGGUUAAAAGAAAAUGUUAUUAUACAA
This is a messenger RNA of Linum trigynum, 2084 nucleotides long. The record is from the annotation of a GenBank genome assembly. NCBI's taxonomy places the organism in Eukaryota, Viridiplantae, Streptophyta, Magnoliopsida, Malpighiales, Linaceae.